Onychomys torridus (southern grasshopper mouse) is the source of this 3883-nucleotide messenger RNA. RefSeq names its product kazrin, periplakin interacting protein (gene Kazn). NCBI's taxonomy places the organism in Eukaryota, Metazoa, Chordata, Mammalia, Rodentia, Cricetidae. The record is from RefSeq and is a predicted model, not a curated record. Gene Ontology annotation, molecular function: protein binding. The transcript has 15 exons. The coding region runs from base 267 to 2606 and encodes 779 amino acids.
CUCCUCCUCCCUCCCUUCCUCCUCCUCCUUCUCCUCCUCCUCCCCCCGCCGCUUCGACACCGCCGCGGCUCGGGCUGGAGGCGCCGCUGUCAUUCCUGCGCCGGAGGAGCCGGCGCUUGCCGGUGCCCGGGGGUCGGGGCGCGGGGGAACCCGGGCCGCUAGGGUGGCCCAACAGGUAGAGCCCGGGCCACGGCCGGUCACGAGCCCCCCGCGCACAUCAUGCAGCUCUUUGUCACCUCUCUCGCCCCCAGGCCAAAAUCCUGAGCAUGAUGGAAGACAAUAAGCAGCUUGCGCUCCGCAUCGAUGGGGCGGUCCAGUCGGCCAGCCAGGAGGUGACCAACCUGAGAGCCGAGCUCACGGCCACCAACCGGAGACUGGCGGAAUUGAGCGGCGGAGGCGGCGGCCCCGGCUCGGGCCCGGGAGCUGCGACCAGCGCCUCGGCAGCAACGGUGACGGCGGCUGACUCGGCGGUGGCGACCAUGGAGAACCAUCAGCACAGCGCUCAAGUGCUCCUGCGGGAAGAAGUGGUCCAGCUUCAGGAGGAAGUGCACCUUCUCCGGCAGAUGAAGGAGAUGCUGGCCAAGGACCUGGAGGAGUCACAGGGCGGCAAGUGCUCUGAGGUCCUCUCAGCCACAGAGCUUCGGGUGCAGUUGGUGCAAAAGGAGCAGGAACUGGCCAGAGCCAAAGAAGCCUUGCAAGCCAUGAAAGCCGACCGGAAGCGCUUAAAGGGAGAGAAGACGGACUUGGUAAGCCAAAUGCAGCAGCUGUACGCCACUCUGGAGAGCCGAGAGGAGCAGCUGCGAGACUUCAUCCGCAAUUACGAGCAGCACCGUAAGGAGAGCGAAGACGCCGUCAAAGCACUGGCCAAGGAGAAGGACCUACUGGAACGGGAGAAGUGGGAGCUUCGGCGGCAGGCCAAGGAGGCCACGGACCACGCCGCCGCUCUGCGCUCCCAGCUGGACCUCAAGGACAACCGCAUGAAGGAGCUGGAGGCCGAGCUAGCCAUGGCCAAGCAGUCCUUAGCCACACUGACCAAGGAUGUUCCCAAGCGGCAUUCACUGGCCAUGCCUGGCGAGACGGUGCUCAAUGGUAACCAGGAGUGGGUGGUUCAGGCUGACCUCCCGUUGACUGCCGCCAUCCGUCAGAGCCAGCAGACGCUCUACCACUCCCACCCUCCCCACCCUGCAGACCGGCAAGCGGUCAGGGUGAGCCCCUGCCACUCAAGGCAGCCUUCCGUCAUCUCCGAUGCAUCUGCUGCUGAAGGUGACCGGUCAUCGACACCGAGCGACAUCAACUCCCCACGACACCGGACACACUCCCUCUGCAACGGCGACAGUCCCGGCCCAGUUCAGAAGAGCCUGCACAGUCCUAUUGUACAGUCACUAGAGGAUCUUGAAGACCAAAAACGGAAAAAGAAGAAAGAGAAGAUGGGAUUCGGCUCCAUCUCUCGAGUCUUCGCCAGAGGGAAGCAGCGGAAGUCCCUCGACCCGGGCCUCUUUGAUGACUCCGACAGCCAGUGCAGCCCCACACGGCACAGCCUCAGCCUGUCUGAGGGAGAGGAGCAGAUGGACCGUCUACAGCAUGUGGAGCUGGUGAGGACCACGCCUAUGUCCCACUGGAAGGCUGGCACAGUGCAGGCCUGGCUGGAGGUGGUGAUGGCCAUGCCCAUGUACGUCAAGGCCUGUGCAGAGAAUGUCAAGAGCGGGAAGCAGGUGCUGCUCAGCCUGAGUGAUGAGGACCUGGAGCUGGGCCUGGGCGUGUGCAGCUCCCUGCACAGACGGAAGCUCCGCUUGGCAAUCGAGGACUACCGUGACGCCGAAGCUGGCCGCAGCCUGUCCAAAGCCGCCGACCUGGACCAUCACUGGGUGGCCAAGGCUUGGCUGAACGACAUCGGCCUGUCCCAGUAUUCCCAGGCCUUCCAGAACCACCUGGUCGAUGGGAGGAUGCUGAACUCCCUGAUGAAGCGGGACCUAGAGAAGCAUCUGAACGUCUCCAAGAAGUUCCACCAAGUCAGCAUCUUGCUGGGGAUCGAGCUGCUGUACCAAGUGAACUUCAGCAGGGAGGUCCUCCAGGAGCGCCGAGCCCGCUGUGAAACACAGAACACAGACCCUGUGGUCUGGACCAACCAGCGGGUGCUCAAGUGGGUGCGCGAUAUCGACCUGAAGGAGUAUGCGGACAACCUGACCAACAGCGGUGUCCAUGGUGCUGUGCUGGUACUGGAGCCCACCUUCAACGCCGAGGCCAUGGCCACCGCCCUAGGCAUCCCCAGCGGGAAGCACAUCCUCCGAAGACACUUGGCAGAGGAGAUGAGCACCAUCUUCCACCCAGCCAACUCCACAGGCAUCCGGGAGUCUGAGCGCUUUGGGACACCCCCUGGCAGGGCCUCCAGCGUCACCAGAGCUGGGAAAGAGGACAGCAGCAGCAAGUCCAGAGCUGGCCGGCUGCCCCUGGGGAAGAUAGGAAGGGGCUUCAGCAGCAAAGAACCUGAUUUUCACGAUGACUAUGGCUCUCUCGAGAAUGAGGACUGUGGGGAUGAUGAUCUCCAAGGCAGGCCUGAACAGUGUCGCUUGGAGGGAUACAACAGCCUGGAGGUCACCAACGUGUAAGAAAGCCGUGUGACUCAGCUCUGGAAGAACAAAGGGAAGAAUAUCCCAAAGGCUCAGUGCUGCUCAUCCCCAACUGUACAGAGAGACCUGGGGCUGAGGGCAGAUGUAGGGCCAGGACAGGAUUCCCAGAAACAGCCACCAUUUCCAAUGGGCACCAAGGACAGAGAAUGCCCACCUAGGUGUCUUGUAUCUCUGAAGACAGGCCCUGAGGACACAUCACCCAGCCAUGACCCAGCAGGUGGCCCCAGCACUGUGGUUCAAGGAACUGGCCUAGUACUCCUGGCACUUUACACUGAACUUCCAAGAAGGGGAGGAGGAGUGUCAGUCUCUAGGCCUGGAACACCCUGCUGAGAGGAGCAGGGAACCCUCCAAGCCAGCCUUGGCAGAGCCAAGGGUAUUGAGAACCAGUUACAAAACCAGCCGUCAGUGGCCAGGUGGUGAAUGCCACCCUUCAGCCCACUGGGCAGAGGAUGUAAACUCUGACCUGGAUGUAAACUCACUCUGGAAGGAUGCAAAAUAGCAUGGGCGUUCCUUCCACUUUAAGAACACUACAUGAUGAGGUGGACAUGUUGGGAGGAGAGGAGAUUUCUGCAGGGCAGAGGGGGCUGGCGGCAGCAGCCCCAAAGGAUUCGGACAUCCUGUCACCAGAAUGAAUGUGACUUCAAGAGAGUGUGUGUGUGUGUGUGUGUGUGUGGUGAUGCGGAUUACUGAGCUCUGUCCCAAACAGCCAUUCCAAGCAUGGGCACAAAAUGGCAGAGUGCCUAUCAUUAACACAACAAACCUCUGUCGUGAUGUCACCUGAGACAGGUGUGGUUGCCCAUGACCUAACAGAGGUGCAAAUCUCUGGGUCGCUGCAUUGUCCAAGUAAGGAGCUCCCCGGCCCUUUCUUGAUCGGCCACUAUUUUGCAGUGUGGCUUCCUCCCUGUCGCCUCCCCUCUCAGUGCCUCAGUGUCUUACCUUUAAUACUUCCGGUUCCUCCCAGGGAAGCUGUGAGAAUUAACUAACAUUCGCUAACCUUGGUCCCAGGCUUUGACCCUCUCAGGAAACAACCGGAAGGGAGGGGAUGGGAGGAGUGAGCCUAGUAACUUUCCACAACAUUUGCAGACACUGGACAAGUUGGCUCUGUCAAUAGGCAAGGGGGGAGCAGAAUGUUUAGUACUGAGAGUUUCCCAAGCCCCCAGCAAGGUCUGGAAGAGCCACCACCACAGCCUGCAUCCUGCUGGAUCAGCACCCAGGCCCACGCUGACUGAGCAGAGACUUUGCUUACUGACACUAGA